CGGCUAGCUACCGGGCGCGGCAGAUGCGGGCGGCGAUCAUUGAGGACUCCGGGGCACGCAUCUCGCCCGCGGUACUCCUCCAAGUCCUGGCGGCCCUGCUUCGGCUGGUCGCUGGUCGAUAUAAGAAACAGAUUUGGCAACCCGAUAAUCUGUUCUGAACGAUGAGAGCUCAGGCUAAAGUCAUGGCUAGAUUUCCAAUUACCACAGAAACUACAGGCCGAAUUGAACACAAGUCUAGGUACACUAACCAAUUUAUCGACUGGAACAUUGAAUGGUUCGAUUAUCGAUGCCAUGAUGUACAGAUCAAUUGGGAAAAAUUCAACCUUUUUAUAAUUGUUAAAAUUUGACAAGUAGCACCGCUCAUUGAAGCAGACAGCAACAAAAUGCAUGGCGGAUGCUGGAGGUGCAGCCUUGCUACCAACCCACGAUCAACAAAAAAAGCAGAAGGUAUGGUUUCAUAUUUUAUCUUUCAAGUGCAAUACGUUUAAUUUUGAGUCAUUAUGAAAUUUGAGUUUUCAAACAGAAGUGAUCUGUGGAUGUUUAUUACAAUGGCGAUGCUGCAUGAGCAUUACUGUUUGGCGGGUUGCCUUACCUGACGAUGAAUAUUCGUUCUUCUUAUGUUUAAGGCCUGGAGGAGGGAAGGGAAGUAGAAGUAGGGAAGGAGAGGGAAGGGAAAAGGGGGGAGUGGUAAACAACGAAAGGCACGUUGCUGCGGAAAAAAAUUUCGUCUGAGUCCCUGACAUUACACUAAUUCAUUAAUGUAGCACGUAGGAGAGUGACGGGAUUGUUAAACAUUGAAAUCUGGAAAUGCAGAAUAAAAAAGGCUGAAGAAAUUCGGAAAGAAUUGCGCCAGGCUGAGCGUGCUAGUGGCGUCAAAGUGGCUAGGAAAAGGCUUCAACAGAGCCGAAAUAAUAAUAAGAUCAACGAUCUAAGUCAGCAUGAUGUUCACUUGCUUGCCUCCAGUGUGAGUGAAUUGUGUGAUGGAUAUAGACUGCCAUCUCCCCCAUCUUCCUCGAAUUCAACAACGUUACCUGCAGGCUUAGAAACUGGUUAUCAAAGCUGUGAUGAACCUGAUUCUAGUUCAGAAUCUGACAGUAGUGACAGUGGCUGUGAACACUACGACCUUUGGCCAAUCAGACAGCCCUUCAGAUGAUGGAAGAGAAUCUGUGCCUCACACACAGCAACAAUGCCAUACUCCUGAACAUUUAACAAACAUUACCAUCACAGAACCUGAGGUUACAAGUGAUAUCACAAAUGAAGAAAAAAAUUAUUAGGACCAGACUUCGCAAUUGGGCUGUGAAACACAAUGUUGUGCGGCAGGGUGUUGAUAAGUUGCUAUCACUAAUGAGAGAUGCUGGACUAAGAUUCUUACCCCAGAGUGUAAAAACAUUGCUUGAAACACCAAAGAAGAACAGUCUGCUAAUACGAACUCUUGCUGUUGACCUAUUCAGUGAUGGUAUAUCACCACACAAAUGUGUGCGAAGACAUCUGUGGGUUAUUUCAUGCUGUCUGAAGAGUGACAAUCAACCGUUUGUUGUCGCUAUGUGGUGUGCUUCACUACAUGAAUCUUCUGACGUCGAUAAAUUUUUGAAAGAUUUAAUCGAAGAAGCACGUUCCCUCAUUGAUAAUGGUGUUGAGUUGAAUGGCACCAAAUAUUCUUUCCGCGAUCGUUGGUUUCAUGCUGAUGCUCCAGCCCGUUCCUGGCUGAGGAAAGUAAAUAAACAUGGCAGCUACAACUGUUGUGAGAGGCAUGAUAGGUGUACUGUGAAGGGAAGAUGGUUUGGAAGGAGAAUGACAUAUUUACCCGGCGUAUCUGAACUCAGGACAGAAGAAUCGUUUCGAUUGCAUCAUCAGCCUGCUCAUCAUUUAGGUGUAUCUUCACUUCUUGACUUGAAUAUGAACAUGAUAGAACAAUUUCCGUUGGAUGGCAUGCAUUUAAUUUUUCUGGGUGUGGUAAAACAGUUUGUGGGCAUGUUACUGAAAUCUAAAGGAAGUAAGCAAAAACUAAAUGACACUGUUAUUGUCUCACUCUCUGAGAUGUGUGUGAGCCUUAGAUCACAUUUUCCAUCUGACUUUGAAAGGAAACCUCGAUCCCUUCAAGAUUGGAAAUUGUUCAAAGCUGUAGACUAUAGACGUUUAGUUUUUUAUGAUGGUAUUGUGGUUUUUCACAAUUUGCCCAAGGAAGUGUACUCCUGUUUUUUACUACUCUCUUGUGCUAUGAGGAUAUUAGUUGAUGACAAGUUACGGCAGCAGUGUUCACAUGAUGCUCAUGUCCUGUUGACUGAGUUUGUCAGGUUUAAUGAGAAAGUUUUUGGCAGAACCUUUAUCAUAUACAAUGUUCAUCACUUACAACACUUCACUGCUGAGUGUAUGAAGCACGGCAACCCUGAGGAAUUCAGCUACUUCAAAUAUGAAAAUAGCUUUAGAGGACUCAAGGCCAUUCUACGUGCUCCAGGCCGUGAACUAAUACAAUAUUUAAAUAGAAGUGAAGAAAAAAACAGAGCAUUGUAUAAUAAUAGAUAUUGUUAUUCCAAUUCUACCUCUCUAGAAGGACCGCAUCACCUAGGGCCUUCCUUAAAUAUGCCAGGACAGCAGUUUUCAAAAGUUUCUCUAAAAAACUUUAUGUUACAAUUACAUGGACCUGAUUCGUAUUGCCUUAUGAAAAAUGGAGAUUGUGUGCAAAUUGUUAUUUUUCUGCGAGACUGUGAAAAUGUUACUGUUAUUGAAAAAGCAUUUCAACAAAAGAGCGAUUACUUUCUUUACCUUGUAAAAUCAUCUAUUUUUAAUAUUUUUGUAGUUUCACAACCAGGAAAUAUUUCACAUUGGAACUUAAAUUAUAUUGAGCGAAAGAUUGUUUUGCUUCCCACUAGCGAGGGCUUCGUUUGUAUCCCCAUGCUGCACUCAUGA
Messenger RNA from Frankliniella occidentalis (western flower thrips), 2907 nucleotides. RefSeq lists its product as uncharacterized. The coding region runs from base 1255 to 2907 and encodes 550 amino acids. The record is from RefSeq and is a predicted model, not a curated record. The transcript has 5 exons. Lineage: Eukaryota; Metazoa; Arthropoda; Insecta; Thysanoptera; Thripidae.